Messenger RNA from Onthophagus taurus, 4108 nucleotides. RefSeq lists its product as uncharacterized. The record is from RefSeq and is a predicted model, not a curated record. Lineage: Eukaryota; Metazoa; Arthropoda; Insecta; Coleoptera; Scarabaeidae.
AUUAAGGAGUCUGUUUUAUCAACACAAUUGAAGUUAUCGUUGUUCACGCUAGAAUGCGUAAUCGUCAUCAACAACGUACAAUUCAAAAACGUCAAAAUUUUCGUAAAAACCCCGUUUAAAAGUUUUAAAUGAUCGAAAAGGGAUAUUUCAAAAUUGUAUCGGUGAGUUAUCGCGGCUAAAUUUAUCGAAAAACGCGUCGUUCGAAUAGUAUGCGGUAAUAAAAUUUUCGUGCGCGAACUUAACCUAAAAAAAAGACGUUUACAAACAUGGACAAGACGAAGCGCGGCGGGAAACAAAGGACAGUGACUUCCAAGGGGAGCAAGACGAAGGUCGACGUUCACAAACACUUCGAUCCGGUGUUGAGGAGUAGAUCCAGAAAAUCAUUGAUGUUAGACGACUUUCCAGAAUUGAUUUUGGAUUAUAAGACUUCGGGAAAAAGUACUGUUAGUACAACACAAAAAGGAUUAAAAAAGUCCAUUUCGCCAUCUAAUUACUAUAAAAUCGAAAUCGAUACGGCUAAAAGAGGAGUUUCUUUAGAUAGGAAAUCGUAUAAAACGCCUUCAACAUCCUCCACUUCAUCAUAUUCCCUUUCUAACAAAUACAAUAAUUACAAUGAAAAAGCCACAAAAAAUAAAUCGAACAUAAAGGGGUCACAACAGAAACCGAUUUCGAAAGGAACGGGACCUAAACCAAUGAUGACCUCGUCAAACGCAAAUAAUAAAAUUCCAAAUCUUCAAAAUAAAAAUAACGAAAUUAAAAAUAAACCAAACAAUAUCAAUAUAAAAUUAUCUUACUCCUCUCCAAAAUCUGUUUCUCCCAAACCACCCAAUUCACCUCAUAAAUCUUGCUCCCCUUAUACUAGUCAAGAUCUCUUUGCUUAUUCGAAAGACCCCACUGUUGAAAGGCUAAAAGAUGAAAUUAUAACUUCCGCGAAAAUUUGUAACUGCGAAGUCCGCCAAACUGUCAGCGAACUUAAAGAGGAAAUCGCUAAGUAUCGGAAAACGUUGCAUAAAAACGUUAAUUUUUUACAUAAUAGAAAUAAAGUGAAUGAUAAGUGCAAAGAAUGUAGCGUACAAACUGAAAUUUCCCCUCAACAACGUAAGAAUAAACUUAUAGGAGAUGAUGAUAAAUUUCAAGAUUUGGUUUCAAGAAUAGCUGAUUUAAUUGGCAAUGAAAAUGAAACGAACUCCCGUCCACCGCGUAAUAUGGCCUCUGCGUCCACGGAAACCGAUCGACCAAUAAGGGUUGAUCAGCAAACCCAAAUGAACGAGAAAAAAAUUGAGCAAUCCGAGCAACAAACCGAAACAGCAGGAUUGAAAACGCAAGAUCAGUCGGUCGAUAAUCCAAAAAAAUCGUUAGAUUUACUCCUUGUUGAUAAAUCUAUGGAAUUUGAUUACUUGGACCAACAAAAAGAAAAUUUAUCGAAAGUUGACGAACUUAUCGACAAAGCGGAACAAUCAUUAAAAGCUUUAAAAAAUGAAUUUUAUCAAAACACCGAUUUAGCUCCGCCACCUAGUCCUCAAUUAGCUGCGCGAUGUUGUAUCGAUGAGAUCCUCGAACAACCUUUAAUUCAAUUUUCAUGCUCAAGUAUUGAAAAAUCGGAAUGUUCAUCUCAAUUAAAUUUACCCGAAAAGGUUACACCGAAAGUUUUGUUAGAUUGUGGCACAUCUAUGAGUAACGAAAAAGUUGUGUCAAAAGAUCAAAUGGUGCAAUGUUGCCCUCUUCCAGUGAUGGUUAACGCCGAAGUUAACACUGAUCCACAAAGACCAGAAAAAGAUUAUAUCAGAAAAGCAGAAGAUGCAGGAAUUUUAUUUCUAUCGAAUCAAUCAAAAUCGUUAGAUUGCAGCGAAUACGAUAUUUUGCCAAAAGAUGAGGAUAAUUUUUGUGGUUUAAUCAAAUCAAUUGGAAAUCAAACUGACACUGAUUGCAACACCGAAUCAGAUUGUACUUGUCCUUUAAAUUCCGAACUGAAAGAAUUAGAAGAAGAUAAAUCAUUAGACGAUAUAAGCGAAAACUUCAACGAUUUUCAUUUAAAUACGAUUUCAGAACGAACGGAAAUCGAGGAAUCCGAAAAAAUCAUUCAUAACGUAGUUAACAAAAAAGAAUCAAAAUUAAAAGUGCAAAAUAUGCCAAAAAUCGAUAUUAGACCAUCUUUAACGAUGCAAACGUUAUGUAAAAUUAAUAUUAAACCAAGCGGUAGUUUUGAAUUAAAUACGCCUAAAAAUACAAACGUAGGAUAUCAGGAGGUAAAACAUAACACCAUAAAAGAUAUCGCUAAAAGCAAUAAACAAUCGGGAAGAAGUGAUACCCCGAAUUUAUCGUUAUCUCAAACAGUUACGAUGCAUCUUAAUCAAGAAAUAAACGGAAAAAAUAAAAGUUCUGAUCGAACUAGUCCUUCGAAAUCUAAAAACGUCACACCUUGUCGAUCUAGAUCUCCAAGUCCUUUGAAAUGUAAAGUUUCAACGAAUCCUUCCUCACCAAGUUGCUCAAAAACAAAUUCAACAAAUUCAUGUAAAAAUCAAAUUCUUUCUGCUUCACCUUGCAGAUCGAGAUCAUCAAGUCCAUUAAAAUGCGAAAAUAAAAUAACUUAUCUUAACGAGUUUUUUACUCACACUCCAGAUGAUUCGGAUAACGAAUUCGUUUCUAGCAUUUCAAUGAAACCGGGUAAUUCGAGACAAUCUUGUAUUUGUGGCCUAAUACCGAAUGAUAUUGUUCGAAAUACAUCGGAGGAUUCCUCAGCGUCAAAAUCAAAAAGUAUGCCCAUAAAACAAGAUGAACCGGUUGAAAUAGCAAAAGGGUCAAAUUCAGAAACGAAAUCGAGAAAUUCUAAUUUUAUCCCACCACCAAUUGUAAAAGAAAUUAAUCAAAAACUUUAUUUAAAAGAGGAUCAAAAUUUAAUAGAUACAAAAACAUCCGUUGAUGAAUCAUUAAAAACUUCAAUUAGAAAACGUAGUACAUCCAGUGAUGAAGGUACGAAGAAAAAAUUGAGUUUCGAAGAAGAUCUUUUAAAGUUGCUUGAACCGUUGACAAUUUUAGAUCAAAAAAUUAGAUCACCCGAAACAACUCAUAUAAAUUUAGAUGAGGAACUUUUAAAAUUAAAAUUAAAAUCAAAAAUCGAUGCUGAAGAACGUAACAUUUUAGUUUCCACAACAACUCAAACUGACGAUAUAAUCGAUAAAAAUGUUUCAACUCCUAAAGAUGAUUUAACGAAUACUUUAAAUAACGAAUUAUCACCGAAUAAAAGUGAAGAAUCAACCGAAAGUGAAUACGUUUUAGGCCGUGAUGUUGCCACUCAAGUAUCACAAGAAGAUUCCAUAAAAACAAUUAAAUUAAACGAAAUUAAACAUUCACCACAAAUUUUACCUCAAUUAAAAACAAAAAAACCAAACACGAUUAAUAAUGAAAUAAAAGAAAGAUAUUACCUUGAAAAUGAUACCCCAUGUUGUAUCAAUAAACCACUACCAAAAUUACACAAAUCUAAACCUUACCAUAAUCAAAAUUCAUCAAAAAUAGUUCCUUCUGGUGAUUCUUUAACUUUACCUCAAAAUCAUUAUUCGAAAUGGUUUGAGGAAAAUGGUUGUAAAGCAACAUUAGAACGAACAACUUCACAAAUCCCGCGUGAUUGUAAUCAAAAAGGAUUUAAAUCAAUCCCCGCUUGUAAUUCGGCGAUAUUAUCACAACAACAUCAUUCAGAUUGGGUGGAAGAAAAAGGUUACAAAACGGCGUCAGAACGAACGAUGUCAUCGAAUACGAAUACGUGUAAUCGGAGGCUUAAAAAAUCACCUAAAUUAACCACUGAUUCUUCUUGUACGAUAAGUGAUGAUCGAUCACUUCUUGAAGAAAGCGUUUCCGAUGGUGAAAUAAGAUGUAAAUGUAGUGUUAGUAUCGGUGAAUUACAUUUGUGCCGAUACGCUAAUGAUAUUAAAUCGAAAUGUAUUUAUAAAAAGUAUCCCGAGAGGAUUGUUAAACCGCAAAGUAUUGUUAAUGAAACAGUUUUUUAUGAUAAUUGGAUUGCUUAUUAUACUUCAUCGUCAGGUAGUAGCGGAGAAGAACCUGGCUGUUAUUCAAGAAAAAAUAAUGUUUAAGUGUUAUUUUUGUUUAAUUAAUA